This is a messenger RNA of Juglans regia (Persian walnut), 1596 nucleotides long. RefSeq names its product protein FAR1-RELATED SEQUENCE 4-like. Bases 52 to 1596 code for a protein of 514 amino acids. The record is from RefSeq and is a predicted model, not a curated record. Lineage: Eukaryota; Viridiplantae; Streptophyta; Magnoliopsida; Fagales; Juglandaceae. The transcript has 6 exons.
ACCUCAAAUCCCCCAUCUGUGGACAUACCAUCAAGUUCUCCAAACAUCCCAAUGCACGGUUACUAUCGACCCUCAUCCGCGGAUAUACCAUCAACUUCUCCAAACAUCCCAAUGCACGAUUUCUAUGGAGCAGUGCCUGUGUGGUCAUCGGGUUUUCUCCCAUUUCCUGCUGUCAACCAAUAUCCAAGCAAUAUACAGAAUGCUAGUUACCCAUUUCAACAUGGCAUGGAAAGCCAGUUGUCUCUCAGCAAUACCUCGGUUACAAGCAGAUUUCUGGGUACGGAGGAUACUAGACCCUCAGUUGGGGAAACUCAAUCGGCAGCUACAUCUUCUAGAGUUGAAGAAAUUCAUCUUGAUAUACGAGAUGCACAAGAAAUCGAGUGUGGUAGUGCCGAAACAUCUGAGAAAGUGGAAAUGGAUGGUGAUGAUGAGCCCGUUUCGGGGAUGGAAUUUAAUUCAUUAGAAGAUUUAAUUAAUUAUUAUAAGGAAUAUGGCAAAAAACGCGGGUUUGGGGUGAUGACAAAAAUGAGUGAGAGGGGAGAGGAUGAGACUGUGAGAUAUGUCACUCUUGCCUGUGCCCGUGGAGGGAAGGUCCGGAAUAGGACUAUAAAUGUCGCCAACCCACGUCCGACAGGAAAGACGGAAUGUAAGGCAAAAAUUAAUGCCUUAAAAGUUUCUGACGGAAAGUUUCGGCUGACUACAGUUCACAAUCUCCACAACCACGGCUUUAGUCCAAAGAAAUCUCGCUUCUUUCGAUGUAAUCAAGAAGUGAGUGAAUCUGUUAAAAGGGUCCUAGAUACAAAUGAUUUAGCCGGCAUCCGAAUGAAUAAGAGUUUUGGGUCUCUUGUUGUUGGCGCGGGUGGUUUUGAGAACCUCCCGUUUUUGGAAAAGGAUUGUCGUAAUUACAUCGACAAGGCACGACAUCUACGAUUGGGCGCUGGUGGUGCUGGAGCGUUUCGAGACUACUUUCUACGAAUGCAGUACAAAAAUCCGGGGUUCUUUGCACUAAUGGAUUUGGAUGAUGAAGGGAGGUUAAAAAAUGUUUUUUGGGCAGACCCCCGUAGUAGAGCAGCCUACCAAUAUUUCGGGGAUGUUUGUAUGGAUGGUAUAGCACCGAAGGCUAUUAUCACUGACCAAGACAGAGCCAUGAAGAAUGCAAUUGCAAUUGUUUUCCCAGAAAGCCGACAUAGAUUUUGCCUGUGGCAUAUCCUUAAGAAAGUCCCUGAAAAACUUGGUUGUUAUGGUUCUUACAAAUGUGGAAUGAAAACUACACUGAUGAAAUGUGUGUAUGACACACAAACGCCCGAUGAGUUUGAAAAAUGUUGGGAUGAGAUGAUUAGUACGUACAGCUUGCAUGAUAAUGUCUGGUUGCAGAGUUUAUACACUGAGCGUGAGCAUUGGAUACCGGCCUUCUUGAAAAAUACAAAUUUGAAAGAGUUUGUCGAUCAGUAUGAUAAUACCUUGAAAAAGAAGAUUGAGAACGAAAAUUGCGCGGACUUCCAGUCAUUUAACAUCACAAUUCCCUGCAUCUUGAGAUCUCCAAUUGAAAAGAGAUAUCAACAGCUGUACACAAAUGCUAAAUUCAGGGAAGUUUAA